Aegilops tauschii subsp. strangulata is the source of this 423-nucleotide messenger RNA. Lineage: Eukaryota; Viridiplantae; Streptophyta; Magnoliopsida; Poales; Poaceae. The record is from RefSeq and is a predicted model, not a curated record.
AUGUCCGCCGCCGUCCGGACGCGUCCAGCCGCCGUCCCCGCCCAAUCCCCUCUCGCCACGUGGCAGCGCCGGCGCCCCAGCCGCCGCGCCUCACCCGCGGCCCGCCGCGGCCCGCGCUCGGCCCUCCCCGGCCCGGUACGCCGCCGCCGCCGCCCCGCGAGCGCCCGAGCCCGCGCCCGCCGGGUCCCCCCGGCCUGCCCGCUUGCCGGCCUCCCGCGCCGCCGCUCGCCGGCGUUCCCCGCCGGAGCAGCCCGCCGCCGCUCCGCCUCGCCCGCGCUGCCCCGCAGGCGCCCGCGCGCCCCGAGCGCCCGAGCCGCCGCCUCCUCGCCGGGCUGCGCCGUCCUUGCCUUCCAGCGCCGCCCUUCACCGCCCGCCGCCUCCAUGGCCGGCGCCACCAUGAAGCUCGCCGGAGCCACGCCGUAG